UGUGUUCAUGUUCACGUCAAUAAAUUUGCAUCAUUGUGUUAUAAUUCACAUUUUAAGUACUUCAUGCGCUGUUACAAAAUAAUUAUAACGCGAUGUCAAGUACAUCCGUUUUAAAUGUUCUCUUCGUUGCUAUCAGAAUGAUGGAUUAUUAAUGUGGAUUAAAGAAAACAGACAUGGCGCAUUGGGGAUAUAUGACAACAAAUGGCCCAUCGACUUGGGGCAAGGAUUUCCCGAUCGCCAACGGCGAACGUCAGUCUCCUAUCGAUAUCGUGACGUCAGCGGCGGAGUAUGACUCCGACGUCCAGGGAUCCAACGCACUGUCGACCAACUACACUCCAGAGAGUGAAGUCAAGCUUGUCAACAACGGACACAGCAUUAUGUGCCAAAUCACGAAAAAGGGAGUUCUGACAGGCGGUCCCCUGGGUAAAGACGAAUACCGCCUGGAGCAGUUUCAUCUUCAUUGGGGUGCCGAAGACGGCCGUGGAUCCGAACACACCGUCGACGGCAAGAUGUACGCUUCUGAGCUUCAUCUUGUUCACUGGAAUGCUUCUAAAUACAGCAGCUUUGCUGACGCCGUCCAGAAGCCUGACGGACUGGCGGUUCUUGGCAUCUUUAUCACGCCUGGGGUUGCGUGUAAUCAAUUCAAAGUUAUAUCAGAUAACUGCGGUAAACUGAAGACCAGUGGCGCGGAAAUGACCGUGGAUACCACCCUAGACCCCACCCUCCUCCUACCCUCAAAUACGAGCGAUUACUGGACUUACCUCGGCUCCCUGACCACGCCCCCACUGUUUGAAAGUGUCACGUGGAUUGUGUUCAAAGAGCCAGUCGAGUAUUCAAAGGAGCAGCUGUUAGCUCUCCGAAACCUAGUGGAUUCCGAUGGCAAUCAUAUGCAGGACAACUACCGGCCUCCGGCUGCGCUCAAACAGAGGAAAGUGAAGAAAACCUUUACGUAAUGAAAUCAGAGAGAAAACACCUGUAUAAGUGUUGAUUCACAAAAAUGUACGAGUUAUAUCGAUUAUCCUACAAUGUCAAUGAAAUCCGAGGGAAAACACUCCUUUAAGUGUUAAUUCGUAACAACGGUCGUGUUGUCUCGAUUAUAUUACAAUGUUGAUUUGAUAUUUUUUGCAUUUCCCAUUAUAUUUUACAAACAAUAUACAGUAUUAUUGCAUAUAAAUCAUAUUUAACAUAAUGAUUUUUGAAUAUCUAUGUUAUGUUUUUAUACAAAGCUUUGAACAAAUUUUACUUAUUUCAAUGUUAUGGACUUAUUUGUUACCAAUUUUGAAAUGUUUACAUAAGUAUAUGUUUAUGUAUUUUUUAUAUCAAGCCCCAAAGUGUGUUUAUAUUUUGGAUUUGUUUUGCAUGUAAAACAGUAGCAAUAGUUUGAAGACAGAAAGCUACUAUGUUUCACUAUCAACGAGAAAGGGAGAAUAUUAGAGGCCCAUUAAGAUAUUUGGAAAUGAAUGUUUGCUUGUGUGUAUGUUAAACGACCUCAAUAGGCCUCAAGUGGCACCAACAGCCAGAAAUGGUGAACAAAGGGGUAAAGUAAUACACAAAAUAAGACUUAACCAAAAUCGUGCAAUUAUGCUUCGUUUAUAACUUUUAAACAAUUGAAACUGAUCUGAGAUUUAUAACAUUAUUUAUGUUAAGGUAAUGUCGCAUUUAUCAACACAGCAUUCAAAUACUACAAGCUGUACUUCAGUCAUACGACAAAACUGCAUUACAAAUAAUUUUGAUUUACCCAUAGGUGUUUAACGUCCCUAGUAAAAGUGCUGUCAUUAAUUUUGUCUACAGAAAUGCUAAGUAACAGUUAGUCUUCAUUGUUAACGUUGCUUUCUUGGAUAACUUGUUGUUUUAUGUAAUAAAUGCGUUAUGCGCGUUAUGCGCAAAUAAAAAAAUCCAAAUAAAUUUAAUUAAAUGUUA
This is a messenger RNA of Mya arenaria, 1920 nucleotides long. RefSeq names its product carbonic anhydrase 2-like. Lineage: Eukaryota; Metazoa; Mollusca; Bivalvia; Myida; Myidae. Gene Ontology annotation, cellular component: cytoplasm. The record is from RefSeq and is a predicted model, not a curated record. The coding region runs from base 174 to 953 and encodes 259 amino acids. Gene Ontology annotation, molecular function: zinc ion binding; carbonate dehydratase activity. The transcript has 8 exons.